AUGUAUAUUACAUAUUUUAUAGGACUUGGAAGCAAUGGAUUAGACGGAAAUGGAGGAGGAGGAGGGGGAGGAUAUGAAGGGUUGAGAAGAGGGGGAGGAGGAGGGGGAGGAUAUGAAGGGUUGAGAAGAAGGGGAGGAGGAGGGGGAGGAUAUGAAGGGUUGAGAGGAGGGAGAGGAGGAGGGGGAGGAUAUGAAGGGUUGAGAGGAGGGAGAGGAGGAGGGGGAGGAUAUGAAGGGUUGAGAGGAGGGGGAGCAGGAGGGGGAGGAUAUGAAGGGUUGAGAGGAGGGAGAGGAGGAUUUGGAGGAUUAGGAGGGGGAGCAUUUGGAAGAGGAAUAGGAGGCGACUAUUUUGGUGGUUACAAGGGAGGAUCAGGAAAAGGCAAGAGUGGAAAACGCGGAGGAGGUCAUAAGUUCGAUUUCGGAGGAUUUUACGCUGGAGGUGGCUAA
This is a messenger RNA of Saccostrea cuccullata (small rock oyster), 447 nucleotides long. Its product is annotated as ctenidin-3-like. Lineage: Eukaryota; Metazoa; Mollusca; Bivalvia; Ostreida; Ostreidae. Bases 1 to 447 code for a protein of 148 amino acids. The record is from RefSeq and is a predicted model, not a curated record. The transcript has a single exon.